Messenger RNA from Zonotrichia leucophrys gambelii, 1374 nucleotides. RefSeq names its product sulfiredoxin 1 (gene SRXN1). Gene Ontology annotation, biological process: cellular response to oxidative stress. Bases 81 to 545 code for a protein of 154 amino acids. The record is from RefSeq and is a predicted model, not a curated record. Gene Ontology annotation, cellular component: cytoplasm. NCBI's taxonomy places the organism in Eukaryota, Metazoa, Chordata, Aves, Passeriformes, Passerellidae. Gene Ontology annotation, molecular function: sulfiredoxin activity. The transcript has 2 exons.
CCGGCUCUGGCAGCCGGCCCGGAACUCUGUCCUGCCCCUUCACUGUGACUCUGCAAAACACCGGGGCGGAGGCCGUGACGAUGACGAUGGCCGGGCAAGGAGGAAGUAGAGGGGUACGGCUGGGCGCUGCGCUGCUCGGGGCAGAGCGCAGGGCUCGGCUGAGCACGGCAGAGGAAAGCCAAGGCCGGCCGGCAGCCACAGCCAUGGCAGAGUCCGAGGACAGGAGCAUCCACACCCAGCACAUCUCGGCCGUGCACAACGUGCCCAUGCGGGUCCUCAUCCGGCCCAUCCCGUCAGAGCUGGAGCCGGAAAAGGUGCAGAGCCUGAUGGAGACCCUGCAGGAGGAUCCCGAGCGGGUGCCCCCCAUCGACGUGCUCUGGAUCAAAGGCAGUGAGGGCGGCGAUUAUUUCUACUCCUUCGGGGGCUGCCACCGCUAUGCUGCCCACCAGGCACUCCGCCGGGAGACCAUCCCCGCCAAGAUCAUCCCCUCCACCCUCAGCGACCUCCGUACCUACCUCGGCUCCUCCACGCCUCACCUGCGCUAGCCCAGCAUCCCGAGGAUGCCCAGCAGCCCCUUCUAUCCCUGUUGGUUCCGACCCGUGAGCCCUUUAUGAGGAUGUGGUCGGCGUCCCCAGCCCUGGGGAGUCACCAUGGUCCCUCCAGCCGGGAUGAGGUGCGGGUCCCCCAGACUCGGAGGGUCCCCGGGUCCCGGCAGCCGGGAUGGCUCAGGAUUCCCCAGACUCGGAGUGUCCCCGGGUCCCGGCAGCCGGGAUGGCUCAGGAUUCCCUAGACUUGGAGGAUCCCCGGGUCCCGGAAGCCGGGUUGGGUCGGGCUCUCGCCGGUACCGGGAGGCGCCCAGCGGGGCCGGCAGGUGGCGCUGUUGUGCCGCGCUGCGCCGCCCGGAGCGACCGCACGAACCGGGACGGGACGGGACGAACCGGGACGAACCAGGACGGGAUGAACCGGGACGGGACGAGCCGGUUUGGGUGGGAUAAACGGGAGCACGGCGCAAUCGGGAAUAGCUGAACCGUGAUGGAACAGGCUAAACCGGGGCACGGCUCAACCGGGAAUAGCUGAACCGGGAUGGAAUGGGUUUAACCGGGGCAUGGCUCAAGCGGGAAUGGCGGAACCGGAGCACACUGGAACUGGGACGAGUCACAGCUCAUUCGGGGCACAGCUGAACCGGGAAGGGGUACAGGCGAACUGGGACACGACAGAAUCAGGACGCAGAGAAGAGACCUGGCAUGGCCAGUCCCCAGCUCUCCCUCAGGGACUCUGUGCUCACCAGUGUCCCAGUCUCCAUGGGGGACAUCCCCAAAAUCCUGUGGUGGGGACAGCCGCUGCUGCACCUGGAAUAAAGAUUAUCAAAACUUC